Messenger RNA from Seminavis robusta, 563 nucleotides. Lineage: Eukaryota; Bacillariophyta; Bacillariophyceae; Naviculales; Naviculaceae. The record is from the annotation of a GenBank genome assembly.
AUGUCUUCAGCAUCCUUACCCAAACACAAAUACGGCGCCCAUCCAUCCGCCGAAGCCGCCGAAGCCGCCCAGGCAUGCCGUACCGAAGCCCUGGAAAAAGUCGAUCAAGGUUUUGUCAAGCUCAUGCCAUGGAAAACGCUCCGUGCCAACAUUGCCAAAGGUCUCCUGACACACACCAAAAUCAGUCCCAUUGCGGCGAUCCCGCACAAGAGCCGCCUCUUUCGAAUGAUUUUGCGCGACAGCAGAACCAUUCAAAAAUUGGGACGGUGGAAAUCGCAAACAUUCAUGGAUUACAUCCACGAUCAAAUAAGCGCUUUCUCCGCCGGGGUCUCCAUCAAAAUGGCCAACCCCAUCCCUUUUCGAUGCAUCGUGGGUCCCACCCUCACACACUCAGUGGCCUAGCCAUCCCAGCACACUCAGCACCGCUUUCACAUUAUUACAAACCACACAAAUCAUCCCACACUCUCUACCUUGUGCGGCCGAGCAUCCUUGCCCCUCUAUGGCACAGAUCGGCAAGGCACUCUGCCCACAGCGGAUGGGUCACCAUGGGAGCAAGUCUCAGG